Molecule: messenger RNA, 1705 nt
Organism: Caenorhabditis angaria
Lineage: Eukaryota; Metazoa; Nematoda; Chromadorea; Rhabditida; Rhabditidae
Source: the annotation of a GenBank genome assembly
AUGGAUUUGAUUCAGGACUUCGAAUUUUUUCAUGGAUAUAUUGAUCAGUAAGUUAUCAGAAUUGGCUGAAAAAUCAGAGAUUAUUUUCAAGGACAAUGAUAAAACUACCAAAAAACCAUGAAAAAAAUAUUGUUUCAGAAAAGAAAGUAGAGGAAUAUUACCAGAAGCUGGCGACUAUUUACUCCGAUAUUAUUUCAAAAACAGUAACAAUUCGGAUAAGAGAGAUUAUGUUUGUGUUUUGAGUGUAGCUGAAAGACCUUCAAUAAUUGGUGACAGUGGAAAACGAAUUCGAUCAAUUGGAAUAAGUUCAGUAAAUGGAGCAUUUACACUUUCAGGACAUUCGGAGCCUUUUCCAACAAUUCGCGUAAUGAUUGAUUCAUUUGUUGCAACUAAAAAACCAGUCAUCGACCAAGUUAUAUUGAUUCGUCCAGUUCCACGACAAGCAUGGGCACUUUUAAAAAAUGAUAUUGAUAUUCCACAACCAGAAACAAUAUUAGGUAAAGGUUCAUUUGGAACAGUAUUAAAAGGAAAAUUGAAAAAAGUGGAUUUGGAUGUGGCAAUUAAACGAUUAAAUGAGCAAGCAACGGAAGGAAUAUUCACAGAAGCAUUACAAGAAGCAAGAACAAUGAGAGCAUUUGAACAUAAUAAUGUUAUAAGAGUGUAUGGAGUUGUUAUUGAAUCGUUGCCACUUAUGCUUGUAAUGGAAUUGAUUGAUGGCAAUUCAUUGUCAAAAGUAUUACGUGGUCGAACACUUCCAAAUGGAUAUAGAAUGUCAAUUGUGGCUGGAUUAAUGUAUGGUUUGGCAUUUAUUCACGAUAGAGGUUAUAUCCAUCGAGAUAUUGCGGCUAGGAAUGUUUUGAUUUCAAUGGAUUGGCAGCAAAUUAAAUUGAUUGAUUUUGGUUUGAGCAGGCUUGGACCAACUUACUCUGUUAGUGCUUUUUUUCUGAUCUUGACUGGUCACUGAUCAAUAUAAGUUGCAGAACAUGAUUAAACUCAGAAAACAAUCAAGAAUGAUACCAAAUGAAUUUCUUUCAGAUCCAAUCAUAUCAAAAAAUUCCAACCAAAUGGCUGUCUCCGGAAGUUUGUCGCGAAGGAUUGUUCUCAAUCAAAUCCGAUGUUUGGGCAUUUGCAGUCACAUGUUGGGAAAUUUACAAUGAUGGAGCUGAACCAUAUCCGAAUUUGAAAAAUGCCGAAGUUCGAGCUGUUUUGUUGGAACAUGAUAAAUUUGAUGAAGUUCGUUUGAAUUUGAGAACUUGUAGCGGAGAAGAAAAACCACCACAAGGAUGUGAGUUUCAAAAACUUGCCAAACAAAAAAUCAUAUUUAUAUUGAAAGAGUUUUGCAGUUCAUGAAUGUAUCCGCCUUCUGUUUGAAUACAACCACAAAAAACGAAUCGAUUCAGUCAAAAUGGUUCCAGUUUUUGAGCAAACAGUUUUCAAUAAGUUGGUUGGAAUGGAAGCAGAUAUGGUGAAGGCUCAAACACAGCGAGGACAAUUCCAACCAAAAACACCACCACCAGCUGCGCAUCCGAAUCGUAUGGCUAAUCCACGAUGUAUCACACCAACAAGAGAAGCAGCAAGAUGUGUGACUCCGACAAGAGAAGCGGCCAGAUGUAUUACACCAACACGUGGUGGAAGAACAAAAAGAAGUUCAUCGGCGAAACCGACUGGAGAGAAAGUCAAAACAACAAGACGCAAGAAAGGAUGA